AAGACAAGUGUUAGUCCACUUUUCUUAGUGCCGUAUGUUGUACGGUGAUCUAUAGUGAAAAUAAAAAUAUUUAAAUAGGCUGUACGAAAAUUAAAGUUGUUCUAGAAACUCUUGUGUUGAUGGUGGAAUAUACAACAAUGAAUUUCUAUCAAUAUGAUUACAUGGAAAAAGAUAUUGAUACUUCUCUGCAUCUAUUAUAGAAAUGCUGCUAGUCUGGCUGGAAUGACUGUAAACUUCUGAACAAGCUUCUAGUUCAACACUAAAGGCAUUGGAUACACCCUGGUUAACCUUCCAUUUUAUUUUUAUGUAUUUUUCUUAUAUUGUUCAAAGGUGUAAAGAAGCUACAUAUAGCUUUUUUUGUAUAUGAAAUGAAAGAUUUAUUAAAUGACCAUUUUAUAAUAUUUUUACUUCAAAAUUUGAAAAUGUUAUACCAUAUAUCAAAUGCAAUUGGACAUAACAAGCUUUAACAAAAUCACUUGAUACUUUGAAUCAAGUGAACUUCCUAAUCUUCAUUAAUAUUCUGACUCAUUAUGGGAAAUGGCAGUAUCAGCAAGUGGGUUCAAGACACGAUGGUGUCGACGAUACAGACCGUUUUUCAUCAUAGUUGGAAUUAUCCUUGUUGUUCAAGGAUUUCUUGCAUACAGCUUUUACACCAUCUUCGGAGUGGUAGAAGAUGAUUUACAAUGGAGAGGAAAAUUGGAUAGAAGUAGAGAAAAUGCUCAGCUAACUGAUCAACAGACCAAGCAGCAAUCCCAGUCACAACAGUUUGAUGACUAUGUGGUAGAUGAUGAAGAUUCGCCCAGUAAUAUCUGGGAUAAGCCCGUUAAAGACAGUAGUAACCGACACGGUGACCUUAAAGCAGCAGAGCAAGGCAAACUUCAAAGUGAAGUUAUUGUUCCUAAUGCAGAGAAUUUAUUAUUUCAGAAAAGUAAAGCUGAUGGACUAGAGUCAAACAACUUAAUAGUGUCUAAGGAACCUAGUGGUAUAAUAAACACAUCCAAGAAAAUUGAAAAACAUGUGAAUGAGUCAAUGAAAUUGGACCUCAAUGAACUUAAUUUCAAGCCUUGGUGUGAAAUACUAUCUCAAGAUGCCAUAUCAGCUAUCAAUCGUGCUAAAACUCAAGGAUGUAAAGAAGAAAUAGCUAAUGUCACGUGCCUUAUCAAAGCAGGAAAGAUGUACCCUAUACAACUACCAAGAUACUGUCCAGUUGAUGGUGGAAAAAAUGCAAAGUAUCUUGGUUGUUUUAAGGAUGCAAAAGAAAAACGUAUUCUCUCAAGAACACUCACCAAACUUCCCCAUAACACUCCAACAUUGUGUGUAAAGAAGUGCUUCCAAACAGGUUUACAAUUUGCAGGAGUACAAUACAGUUUAGAGUGUUUAUGUGGAAGUGAACCACCUCCUGAAAACUUGAAAAUUGAUGAAUCUCGCUGUGAUAUGGCAUGUCCAAAAAAUACAACACUUGCAUGUGGAGGAUAUUUAACAAUGAAUGUAUAUAGCACUGGUCUGCCAAAGAUUCCAAAAAAUGAAGCAUUGCCAGCAGUAGAUACACAGAAACAGGACCCAGUCACUAUUGUCUUCCUGCUCACAGUGAAUGGUCGAGCUGUCCGUCAAGUCCAUCGCCUUAUCAAAGCCUUGUACCAUAAACGGCAUUAUUUUUUUAUUCAUGUAGAUUCUCGUCAAGAUUACCUUUUCCGGGAACUUUUGCCUCUGGAGAAGAAGUUUCACAACAUCCGUCUGUCUCGUUGGAGGCUUUCUACAAUCUGGGGAGGAGCGAGCUUGCUUAAAAUGCUUCUUCAUUGUAGAUCUUUAUCGCAAUUGGAAGGUUUCCUAACUGCCAACAAGGGAAAGAAUUUUGUCAAGUCCCAUGGUCAAGGUACUAAAAGAUUUAUUGCAAAACAGGGCUUAGAUAAAACAUUUUAUGAGUGUGAUACGCACAUGUGGAGAAUAGGAGAACGUACGCUACCUUGGGGUAUACGAAUAGAUGGUGGAAGUGACUGGGUUGCCUUAAGUAGGGAAUUUUCUUCUUAUGUGGUAAAGGAAAACAACGAGCUUUUGGUUGGAUUGAAGACAGUCUUCAGCUACACUCUUCUUCCUGCAGAAUCUUUUUUCCACACAGUACUUCAGAACAGUGAAUUUUGUGAAAGCAUCAUAGAUAAUAACCUUCAUGUUACUAACUGGAAACGAAAACAGGGAUGCAAGUGUCAAUAUCGACAUGUUGUGGACUGGUGUGGAUGUUCACCAAAUGAUUUUAAGACUGAUGACUGGCCAAGAAUUCAAGUAGGCGACAGAAAACCGUCCUUUUUUGGUCGAAAAUUUGAGCCUAUAAUUAAUCAACAGAUAAUUGAACAAGUGGAAAGAUGGAUUAAAGGACCAAGAGAAAUUGUUUCACCAGGAAUAAGUUUCUACUGGCAGAAUGAGUAUCAUCAAAAAGAUAAAUCACCACCUCCUGAUGAUGCAAAAAUAUCCCUCUAUCAAAGUCUUGCCAGACUAGCGUGCCGACAAUUAGGUGAUGCCGUUAAACCUUGCAGUGUAAUACCACUGGAAGUUGAGGAAGCAAGCUUAUUCUUUGACAGUGAUGUGUACAAAGGGACAUUAGUUUUGUUUCGAGCUGCAGCUCGAGGUGUACCAAGUCCUGUACUUCUGGAGGUACAGGCUCGACCAAGACAGCACUAUAUUGUCCACAAGCCAGUCGGACCUACUGGAAGACUGAAGUUCCUUCAGGUGGGAACAGACUUUGACUUGAAAGAACAAGUAUUCAGAAACUUUGGUCGAAUAAUUGGACCUUUUUCUGAACCAGCAGCUCUUCACAAGUGGGGUCCAGGUAAGGAGUUUUCAGCAACGUUUGUAUGGAUGGACCCUAUCAAAACUGUGGCAGGCUCAUACGAAGUGAAAGUGGAGAUUGGGAAUCAGGUGCUGCAUCAUAAGCCUGUGUUUAAACAGCCUCUUCGACCAGGUAUUUGGACACUUCUUUUGAUGUACAAUUGGGUUCUGGUAGCUGAAACACAUUUUUUGGUGAUCCCUCUGUCAGUAUAUAACACCCAGAAAGUAGAUGAGAUGAAAACUCAACUGAUUCACAGUGGUCCUGUAAAACAACCAUACGUUGAUCAUGAUUUUAGUAAUGUAGAAGCCCUUUUGAAGUAUGCCAACAGAAGUUUACUUUUACAACAAGCAGUUCUUAAUUCCCAGAAGACUGGGAAAGACUUGAAUGAGUGGAUUGAUGGCUUGACCACACAGUUCUGGACAGUUCAAGAUAUAUGUUUUGUCUCCAUACCUAAGCACCCUUCAGGAGGUGCUUUGUGCUCAUCACUAGACAUCGAUCCUUGUCAGCUAACCAUAUGGAGUUCUAAGUCACCAGAUCCAAAGUCAGAAAUGAACUCUGUAUUCCAAGAAUCUCAAGUACAGAGGUAGUAACAACUAGUCAUUAUUGGCAUUAUAUAAAAAAAUCAAGUUACUGCAAAACGUGUAAAUAAUAAUUUAAAAACAAGGUUGUUUUGCUGAUUUGACUGUAGAAAGUUAAACAAAAAAAAUGUAUCAGAAUACUUAUCUUAAUUAGUAAAAAAAGCUAUUAUUUCCUAUAAUAUUACUGUAAUUUGUUUUUGUUUAGCAUAUGGAAGGAUCUACAGUUGUUGAAACUAUCAAUCUACUAUCUAGUAAUUUAGUGUAAUUCACCUGAGCAUGAAUUCAAGAUGAGAGAAACACUGAAGUAGAAAACUUCUAGUUUUCGUGUUUAAUUGUGGCCAUUAAUUUGUAAAUUUUAUAGUUUCAUAUUAUUUUUAAAUAACAUUAAAAGUGCCAAGUAUCUUUUUUUUUAUAAAGGUUAAAAUUAUUUUAAAAGAUUACUUAAAUAAUAUUCAUAAAACAAGAAGUGAUACAGCAGUUCUCAGUUGAAAACCACUGAGAAGUGAUAUGUAAUUCAUUUUUUUUUGCAUGUAGGAUGAAGUUAAUAUGUUGUAUAAUGAAUUUGUUUCAAUUUACAGAAGUGUGACUUAGUAAUGGAAGUAUAUGGGCAAAGUGUUGAUGGAAUGUUUCUGUAUUGAACAGAAAUUUGUCAUUUUACGAUGUAAGAAAGACUAACUAUAGGGGUUAAUAUUCUAGUAUAACAAAACUGCUUCAGCGAGUUAAAAUCCUGAAGUGAUGUAAUCUUAAAAAAUUGUGUCUAAAUGUUGAAAAUGUUCAUGCACUUUGUUGGUGAAAAAUAUGCUGCUUUGAUUUUAAUAGCAUGUGAUGAAGUCAUGCUAAAUUUUUGUUUUUUUAUAUCAAGAUUUAUUUGGCAUGGUACUUAUAUUCUAGUGGUUUUGAAAAUAUUACACUAUAUAUUUUUUAUUUUUUUUUGUUUCUCCAAACUCAAACUUACAUAAUCAAGUACUAUAGUUUUAGUUUGAUUUUUCACUUUUACUGAAGGCUUUCAGUUGUUAACUGUAUUGCUUUUAAUGAUGUUUCAAGCAUGUUUUUGUUUGUAGUUGGAGGAAACUCUCUUACUAAGUAAAUUUUGAAAAUGUAGUUUUUGUCUCUGUGUUCAGAAUUAUUUGUUUUUGAAAAAAAUUUACCCAGAUUUUGAACAAAUGCUUAGAAAAUACUAAAAGAAAUUAUUUUUCAUACAAGUGAAAAAAAUUGUAGUUUGAAAUUAGAGAAAUAAAUGAAGUGGAGCUCAUUUACAUCCAUUACAUGGGAGUGUAAAAUGUAAAACCAAAAGCUAUUAAACCUCCUUGUCUUUUUUUUU
Messenger RNA from Limulus polyphemus (Atlantic horseshoe crab), 4720 nucleotides. RefSeq names its product xylosyltransferase 2-like. Gene Ontology annotation, biological process: chondroitin sulfate proteoglycan biosynthetic process; heparan sulfate proteoglycan biosynthetic process. The record is from RefSeq and is a predicted model, not a curated record. NCBI's taxonomy places the organism in Eukaryota, Metazoa, Arthropoda, Merostomata, Xiphosura, Limulidae. The transcript has 14 exons. Gene Ontology annotation, cellular component: membrane. Gene Ontology annotation, molecular function: protein xylosyltransferase activity. Bases 538 to 3408 code for a protein of 956 amino acids.